Molecule: messenger RNA, 5106 nt
Organism: Prinia subflava (tawny-flanked prinia)
Lineage: Eukaryota; Metazoa; Chordata; Aves; Passeriformes; Cisticolidae
Gene: TTLL7
Product: tubulin tyrosine ligase like 7
Exons: 22
Coding region: 336-3002 (888 amino acids)
Biological process (GO): protein polyglutamylation; microtubule cytoskeleton organization
Cellular component (GO): cilium
Molecular function (GO): tubulin-glutamic acid ligase activity; tubulin binding
Source: RefSeq, a predicted model, not a curated record
AGUGCCGGCAGCCCCGCCGCCUCUCCGGUGGCCCGGGGCGCCCGGACAGCGCUGUCGCCCGGGGCCGCGGGCAGGUGCGCGGGCAGCGGCCCCUCGGGAAGUUUCCUCCAUGCAGCGGGCAGCCCUCGCGCAGGGAGGGAGGAUGACUGCGCGUGUCGCAGUGUGAGAAACAGGGAACCAGCAGGCAUUCCAGGAUUAAAGAACUAAUAUUUUCUACAACCAGAGACUGAAAUGGCAUGACUGGAGUUUAAAGUAAUUUGGCUUUGACAGCUUCACCAUUUACUGAGAACUUGGAACGGAAUUUGAACUUUAUUUCUGCACUAUCCUAGAUUAUAAUGCCAUCCUUUCCUAAUGAGGGAGAUAACCAUGGAACUGCUCCUCUGACUCUGAGUUCGGAACUACCCUAUCAGAACACAAUUAAAAGAAAAGUCAGAAAGAAGAAGAAGAAGAAUGGAGUCAUCACUGCCAAUAUUGCUGGCACAAAAUAUGAAAUUGUGCGUGUGGUAAUACAAGAAAUGGGAUUUGUGAAAACGCGAGAUGAGGAUGAAACAGCAAAUCUUAUCUGGAGUGAUUGUGCUGUGCAGCAAGAGAAGAUUGCUGAGCUGCAGAACUAUCAGAGAAUCAACCAUUUUCCAGGAAUGGGAGAGAUAUGCAGAAAGGAUUUUCUGGCAAGAAACAUGACUAAAAUGAUCAAGAGUCAGCCUCAGGAGUACAGUUUCAUACCUCGAACAUGGAUCUUUCCUGCAGAAUACACACAGUUUCAGAAUUAUGUAAAAGAAUUGAAGAAGAAACGUAGACAGAAAACUUUCAUAGUCAAACCAGCUAAUGGUGCAAUGGGACAUGGGAUUUCUUUAAUAAGAAAUGGAGAAAAGUUACAAGCUCAGGAUCACUUGAUUGUUCAGGAAUAUCUUGACAAACCAUUUCUUAUGGAAGGCUACAAGUUUGAUUUACGUGUGUAUAUUCUUGUAACCUCCUGUGAUCCAUUAAAAGUAUUUUUAUAUCAUGAUGGACUGGUGAGAAUGGGCACGGAAAAGUAUCAUCCCCCCAGUGACUCCAAUCUGAGUCAAUUGUAUAUGCAUCUGACUAACUACUCUGUCAAUAAACAUAAUGAACACUUUGAGCGGGAUGAAACAGAAGACAAAGGAAGCAAACGCUCCAUAAAAUGGUUUACUGAGUUUCUAGAAACAAAUAAUCUUGAUGUCUCCAAAUUCUGGAGUGAUAUUUCAGAGCUGGUGGUGAAGACGCUGAUCGUGGCCGAGCCGCACGUUCUGCACGCGUACCGCAUGUGCAGGCCAGGGCAGGCACCAGGAAGCGACAGUGUCUGCUUCGAAGUCCUGGGAUUUGACAUUCUGCUGGACAGAAAACUAAAACCAUGGCUCCUAGAGAUUAAUCGUGCCCCAAGCUUUGGAACGGAUCAAAAAAUAGACUAUGAUGUAAAAAAAGGUGUUCUGCUAAAUGCAUUAAAGCUUCUCAACAUACGGACAAGUGAUAAAAGGAGAAAUUUAGCCCAACAGAAGGCUGAGGCCCAAAAAAGACUGUAUGGCCAAGGGCCAGUGAAAAAACUGUUGCCAGGUUCCUCAGAAUGGGAGAAGCAGCGCCACACACUGGAAAGGAGAAAACAAGAACUGAAGGAAAGACUUGCACAAGUACGUAAACAGAUUUCCAAAGAGGAGCAUGAAAAUAGACACAUGGGGAACUACAGGCGAAUUUACCCUCCUGAUGAUAAGACAUUACUUGAAAAGUAUGAGAGUUUGUUAGCCACAGCUUUCCAGACAUUUCUUGCUGGGAGAGCAGCUUCACUUCAGCGGGAAAUGAACAACCCCUUGAAAAGAAUGAAGGAGGAGGACAUUUUGGAUCUUCUGGAGCAGUGUGAAAUAGAUGAUGAAAAGCUAAUGGGAAAAUGCACUAGGCAGCGAGGACCUAAGCCCUUGUGUUCAAUGCCAGAGAGUGCACAUUCUCUAAGGAAACCUAGGAACCACAGCAGUGACAGUAGCUAUGACAGUGGUAGCAGUGUGUCAGAAUCGGGAGAAGAAACUGAAAAGGAAGAUCACAAUGAAAAAAAAGAGAAAAAAGUUUCAUAUGAUCUUGAAGAAAAUAAAUACAAAUCUUUGGAACGAUCAGGUAGAAUGAACUGCAAACCUUCAAAUAAAAAUGCAAAGUCUCCAUCGUAUUCAUCCCCCACGUCAUCCGCAGGUCCCAUUCGGCGCUCUGUGAGCUGCCCUCGCUCCAUUUCAGUCCUCACCAUGCAGUCGCAGGGAGCCGAGCAGCGCCCCCUCUCAGCCAAGCCAUCGCUCCACACGCAGCGAACAGCCUCAGCCAACAGGUCCCACUCCUUAAGUCGCAGCCCAUCUUCAGCCAGGUUCUCUCAGACAGCCGCCGUGGGAGCUAUGAACUCUUCAGGGGGUGAGUCUUUGCUGCAACAGAAAACAAAAGAGCAAGAAGCUGCUUUGACAAAAGAGACUCUUCUCCUUAUCAAUGACUUGAGAGUCAAGUUCCCAGGAAAAACAAAUGAAGAAUCUGAAUUAAUUAUAGAAGAUAUUAUGGAUAAUUGGAAGUAUCAUAAAACAAAAGUGUCAUCCUAUUGGUUGGUAAAACUGGAUUCAGCAAAGCAACGAAAAGUUUUGGAUAUAGUCAGGACAAGUGUCCGUGCAGUUCUACAGCACGUCUGGAAAGCUCCAGACAUUGAAAAUUUACAUCUUUACCGCAUUUUUAACCGUGUAUUUAAUCGCUUACUUUGGAGCCAUGGCCAAGGCCUAUGGAACUGUUUCUGUAAUUCAGGGAGCUCUUGGGAAACCAUAUUCAGUAAAGGCUCAGAGGCGGUGACGCCUGAGCAACUCCAGUGUUGCCAGAGAAUAGUACAGCUUUGUAAGCACUGCCUGCUGGUAGUUUACAAACAUUCAUCAGAUUCAAGAGGAUCCCCAACUGGGAUGAGCUACCACUGGGAUGAUACAAGAUCCCUCAAAGUCACUGUUUCCAGAUUUGCAUUCCUAGAGGUAUCCUAACAUGUCAGAUACUUCUGGCUUCACAUUCGCAGUGGGAUGCUAUAGGGGCACAGCUCCAGCCAAGGGUCAGGUAUUUAUUGCCAAGACCUUCACUGUUCAUCCUGAAAUCAUCCUCAUCCAAACUUAGCUGCAGUUCAUCUGGAAUGCCUCGCCCUAACAUUUUGUUCACACACAGAUACAGUCACUUGUGAAGUAAAAAGAAAACUGCUGUUUGUAAAUAAUAGCACUCGAUUUCUUUUUUUUUUUUAACUUGUGAUGGAGCUAAACAUAAGCACUGUUAUAUAUUUCCUACCAUCAUAUUAUAAUAAAAUUUAGCUGAAAAUCUACUGUAAAAGCAUAGCUUUUCUGGGAACAUAAUCAACCUUGUUAAGUUGUUUACACACACAUGUGAAUGUGUAGAUCUUGCUAGGUUUAUAAGUAAUUCCUUCCUACUAGAAAUGUUAUUUUUGCUGCAGAAUAUAUAAAAUGGAAUUGUUCUUGAAGAUUCUAUUACAGUAUUACAUUAUUUUGUAAGUACAAUACUUUGACUUGAAAAUUAUUUAUUGUAAAUUAUAUUAUUUAUUGUCUCAAAUGUAAUUUAUCCUUUAACAAAGCAGAUAAUAAAAAAAAUUCUAGUAGAAGAGUAAAACUGUAAUAGUUAUAAAAAAUAAUCUGAUCAGUUCUCGGACAUGUUUAAAAUAAAACCUAAAACUCUGUAAGCCAAACCUAAAGCAGACAUACUUUUCUUUCUCCUCUGAAAUGACAAGAUCUAUUUAAUACUGCUAUUUUUCUUAAAGGACAUGAUAUAGUAUCUUUUAGCCAACAUGAAGGCACCUAGUACACAAACAGUAAAAUAUCAGUUUAGGCAUUCACUUCCUAAUUGGAUUCUUGUAAUAAAAUGGAAGCCAAUGUUUGUUUCCAGGUUUUCAUUCACAUUACCUAUAUCCUGUGCCUUUAAGUUUCCUUUGGGAGCAAGCAGUCAUCCUCAGCUCCACACGCAUGCAUAGUGCAUAGGUUUUCUGUUACACUGCAUAAGUGGUAAAGCAGACAUUUUUAGGAAAUACUGCAGCUGUAAUGUAUUAUUUCAAACUUAAACUAAUUGGUUUGUUGUAGUUUUUAGCAUGCAAUCCGGUACCUACUGUAGAAUGUAUCUUUGCAAUGGACAGUAUUUUCUAGAUUGCUGACACCUUUAAAUGUUGGAAAUCUAAUUCAUUAGGAAGCUCUCAUUCAGAUCUAGGUUCCUGAGGCUGGCUGAGCAGCACAAAACCAAAAUGAGCCAGAGCAGGAACCUGGUAUUAACAGGAUUUGUAGCCUGAAAACAUCAUUCAGGUUUUGAUACAUACAGCCAUUCAUCCCACUCAGCAUUGUGCCAUGUGAGCCUUAUUCGUUAGAGAAAUAAUUAUUAAACAAAUCAGUUAAUGUAGAUUUAAAAAUAAUUAAGUUUUUUAAGCGAGUAAAGAACAGAGUAGUUAUUAUUUACCAAAGACUCAUGUACUUAUGAAUCAUUAAACCCUGAAACGUGUUUGUAAAUUAUCAAUGUAUUUCAGGUAUACUUUAAAAUAAUUUGGGGGCUAAUUAUCCUCAGGAGUAAGUAUGUUAGUGUUUUUGAUAUCCAACAAUUGAGGACAAAUUUAAGAGACUUAAGAGAUUUGAGACUGAAGUUGUAUGGAAAUGAUUUUCUAAGAAGUUUUAGUCAUAGAAUAUAUAAAAACUCGGAAUUUGGUUGAGAUUUUUGAUGCCUGUGCUGUAGUGCCUCAGCUCUAGAAUUGCAGAAUAUAGAAAAAGAAUAUUUGUAAACCAAUAAAAAACCCUCUUGAGAUUACCAGAUCAAAGCAGCCUUUGGUCUGGUAAAGUCUUUUUAAGUUUUGUUGUAAUACUAGUUCAGUAAUAUAGUAUGUUCACAUUAAUUGUAUUAUCUCUUUUGGUCCAUACAGUGACUAUUAAAGCAUACUCUGGUUAUCUGUAACACCAAAUAAAAGCUGUAAAUUUUCUCUUCUUGGAGCAGGCUUCCAUUGUAUUCUACUUUUGGCCAUAAGGAUAAGAUCAGCUUCUGGCUUAGCUUGCCAAACUCAAACAGAGUUUUAGGAUAAGAGGUUCACAUGUCUUUUUUCUGCCUCUUUUUUUU